Trametes versicolor FP-101664 SS1 is the source of this 1764-nucleotide messenger RNA. RefSeq lists its product as uncharacterized. The transcript is spliced from 2 exons. Lineage: Eukaryota; Fungi; Basidiomycota; Agaricomycetes; Polyporales; Polyporaceae. The record is from RefSeq and is a predicted model, not a curated record. The coding region runs from base 43 to 1182 and encodes 379 amino acids.
CUCGCAUCCCCUCCUGCCGCCACUGCCGCUGAAUCCGCUGCCAUGAACUCAUCCACCACCUCGCCGGUCGAGUUGCGACACAUCACGUCCAACACCAACCUCGCCAGUCCGUCCCGCGAGCGCCGCCUUUCCAACCGCAAUUCCCAGCACCUGAGGACGCAUCGCUUGGGCUCCCGGUCGCCAGCCUCUAUCCCCUCGUCGCCGACAUCUGUCCAUUCCUCCUCUUCCGCGAUCUUCGAACGGGACAUCGAGCCCAUCAACUCGCCUCUGCCGCUCUGCGCUGACCCGCACCACACCGCACGGGCGAAGUUCACGGAAGAGAUAGAACGCUCCGUGCCUUCCGUGCUCGAUAGUGCCGCUGCCGUCCUCACUUCGAACGAUCCCGAAGAUGACGACUUUGACGCCAUUUCCAUCGUCACUCCCGCUCCACUAGAGCCCGCGUACCAAAGUGGGUUCACAAGUCCCACAUCGCGUUUGAGUAGUCGCAGCCCAAGUCCCACGGGUGUCGGUAACAGGAGAAGUCUUCUCUUCAGCAAUACGCUCCCCGGAUCCCCUCCGAGGAAUGUCCAGGGGUCACCCUCAGCGCGGCCGACAGUGCAGACAAGUCCUAUACCGCCAAGUUCAUCUGCACAUCAGACAACAGUGACGCCCACGCCCACAUCGGCGUACUUCUCUGUCUCGUCUAGUGCUGCAUCGGACGCCGAUACGAGCUCGAAUGCAUCCUCGCCUACGACCGCGACGCACACCGAGCACCCUUUGCACAGUCUACCGUCGCACUCGCAGCCGCAACAGCUCACGUCGAUCAAUGUCCCUGCCCCUUUCCCUUCGCACCCUCCAUCUCCCAAAGCUGCCUCAAAAAGGCUGUCUUUCAUCUCCUACGCCGACCUCCUAUCCUCUACCCCUGCAUCCACGCUCCCUUUGUCAAGCCUUACCUCUUCCGCCAUCGUCACGGAGCCUCCCCCGCACAUACCUAGCGUGAUCGGGCUGCCGCAGGCACACUAUGCGGCGAGCUCCAGCGGCGGCAGCAUACACAACUCGCCCAUGUACCUCCUGGAGCGUGACGGUGCCGCAGGGGUCGCCGAUGAUGUCGGAGGAGAGUGGGAGCGAGAAGGUCUAGGCAAAGGAUUGGAGGAGCGACUCGAGGGCCUGACCCUGAAGACUGCGAUGCCGACCAAGGCCUAGUCCUCAACGGGUACGCUUGUGCUGUAAGUUACGACGGAUGAAGACGAUGCGGCCUACGCGGGCCCCGCCCUCCAAACGAAAUGACGAUGAAGAAUACUCCUCCACAAGGUCUAAUGCGUGUAUGCGGUUCUUUCCCUCACGGUCUGCCACAAACUUUCCCCAUCCCCCUUCUUCUUUCCGGUCACCCCUCCUUCGUUCUGGUAUCCCCUUUUCAUUAUGCUUUUCGUAUGCCUCUUCCGAGUUGGACCGUUCAACAACCUACCCUACACUAUCGCCUAAUGGCUUUGUUCUAUGAUUACUCUCAUCGUCCAUCUUGCCUCCUAUUGUGGCCCACCCCAUCCCCGUCCCCCAUCCCCGUCUUUGCGGCCCUUCUCUUCCAGUAAUCCCUUCCCCACGCAUCGACCCUAUAUGCUCCCCCUUUCGCCCGCGCUCAUUGGCGACCCGCCUCACAGGACGCGCGGAGCCUUCCCCCAAUCCAACAACCACAAAGCACACGCCCCGCGGCCCUCGGUCUAUUUAUCCGACCCGGACAAACCCAAGGUCGACGAUGCUGCCAUCACUGCUGCUGCGACAAUACGACCC